CCCACAGGCAGGGCUGACCUGUCCAGUAAUCAAGGCAAUGCAGCCGGCCACCCAGCUACAGUUCACGAACCACUUGUCACCCAAUGGGCAGUGCAUCCUCCAGCCCCCGCCCACCCCUAGUCUCCCGGACAAAAUGGAGAAAGCGCCUCCACAGCCCCAGCACGAGGGCCUCAAGUCCGAGGAGCAUCUUCCGCAACAGCCUGCUGAAGCCAAGACAGUGUCGCGCCACAUCCCACGCCUCCGGGCUGUGGUCGAGAGCCAGGCCUUCAAGAACAUCCUGGUAGAUGAGAUGGACAUGAUGCACGCCCGCGCAGCCACACUCAUCCAAGCCAACUGGAGGGGCUAUCGGCUCCGGCAGAAGCUGAUUUCCCAGAUGACGGCGGCCAAGGCCAUCCAGGAGGCAUGGCGGCGCUUCAACAAGAGACACAUCCUGCACUCCAGCAAGUUGUUGGUGAAGAAAGUGAGGGCGGAGGACGGGAACAUCCCUUAUCACGCCCCACAGCAGGUGCGCUUCCAGCGUCCGGAAGAGAACUGCCUUCUGUCCCCGCCCGUCAUGGUGAACAAGGAGACCCAGUUCCCUUCCUAUGACAAUCUGAUCCUCUGCAGACCCCAGUCAUCCCCCCUCCUGAAGCCUCCAGCAGCUCAGGGUACCCCAGAACCCUGUGUGCAGGCUCCUCAUGCUGCUGGAGUCCGGGGGGUGGCCUUCCUGCCACACCAGACGGUCACCAUCAGAUUUCCCUGCCCAGUGAGUCUGGAUGCAAAAUGCCAGUCAUGCUUGCUGACCAGAACCAUCAGAAGCACCUGCCUCGUCCACAUAGAAGGUGACUCAGUGAAAACCAAACGUGUAACUGCCCGGACCCACAAAGCCGGGAUUCCGGAGACGCCAUUGUCCAGAAGGUACGACAAGGCAGUCAUGGGACCAUCCAGAGCCCAAACCCAGGGCCCUGUGGAAGCAGAGACCCCCAAAGCCCCUUUCCAGAUAUGCCCAGGGCCUGUGAUCACCAAGACCUUACUCCAGACAUAUCCGGUGAUCUCCAUGACCCUGCCGCAGACAUAUUCAGCGUCCACGACGACCACCACCCCACACAAGACUAAUCCUGUUCCCAAAAUAACAAUAACCAAGACCCCAGCCCAGAUGUAUCCGGGGCCCACAGUGAUGACCAAAACUGCACCUCACACAUGCCCCAUGCCCACGAUGACCAAGAUCCAGGUGCACUCCACAGCUUCCAGAACUGGCACCCCACGGCAGACAUGCCACGCAACCAUCACGGCAAAGCACCAACCUCAGGUUUCCCUUCUGGCCUCCAUCAUGAAGAGCCCACCCCAGGUAUGCCCAGGGCCUGCGAUGGCAAAGACCCCACCCCAGACGCACCCGGUCGCCACCCCAGCCAAAAACCCACUGCAAACGUGUCUGGCAGCCACCACGUCCAACACUUCUUCCCAGAUGAGCCCAGUUGGGUUGACCAAGCGCCAGACUCGCCUGGCAGCCAUGAUAACCAAGACCCCAGCCCAGUUACGCUCAGUGGCCACCAUCCUCAAGACCCUGUGUCUGGCCUCUCCAACAGUGGCAAAUGUCAAGGCUCCACCCCAAGUGGCGGUACGAGGCUCCAUCCAUGACAACCCACCCAAGGCCAAGGCCACCAUGAAUAUGAAGCAGGCUGCAGAGGCGGUGAAAGCCUCAUCCCCCUCCUAUUUGGCUGAGGGGAAGAUCAGGUGCCUGGCCCAAUCACGUCUGGGAACUGGGGUCCCCAGGGCUCCAGCUAAGCUUCCUUUGGAAGCUGAGAAAAUCAAGACUGGCCCCCAGAAACCGGUGAAAACUGACAUGGCAUUGAAGACCAGUGUGGCAGUGGAAGUGGCUGGGGCUCCAUCCUGGACAAAAGUUGCUGAGAAAGGGGACAAGCCAUCUCACCUGUAUGUGCCUGUAGACAUGGCUGUCACCCUGCCCCGGGGACAGCCGGGUGCCCCACUGACCAACGCCUCAUCCCAGAGACAUCCACCUUGCCUGUCCCAGAGACCACUGGCCACCCCGCUGACCAAGGCCUCAUCUCAGGGACAUCUGCCCAUCGAGCUGACCAAGACCCCAUCCCUGGCCCAUCUGGUCACCUGUCUGAGCAAGAUGCAUUCCCAGGCACAUCUGGCCACAGGUGCCAUGAAGGUCCAAUCCCAAGUGCCUCUGGCCACCUGUCUGACCAAGACGCAGUCCCGGGGGCAGCCGAUCAUAACCAAGCGCCUCAUCCCAGCUCACCAGGCUGCUGAUCUCAGCAGCAACACCCAUUCCCAGGUGCUCCUAACAGGGUCCAAGGUGUCCAACCAGGCCUGCCAGCACCUCGGUGGCCUGAGUGCCCCACCCUGGGCCAAGCCAGAGGACAGAUGGACUCAGCCAAAGCCCCAUGGACAUGUGCCGGGGAAGACCACUCAGGGGGGACCAUGCCCGGCAGCCUGUGAGGUCCAGGGUACGCUGGUGCCGCUGAUGGCACCCACCGGACAUUCCACAUGCCAUGUUGAGUCCUGGGGAGACAGCGGAGCCACGCGUGCCCAGCCAUCAAUGCCCAGCCAGGCGGUGCCCUGCCAGGAGGACACGGUAGGCUCCCUGCUGGCCUCCCUGUGUGCUGAAGUAGCUGGUGUGCUGGCAUCCCAGGAGGAUCUCCGCACUCUGUUGGCCAAAGCCCUCUCCCAGGGAGAAGUCCGGGCAGCUCUGAACCAGGCCCUGUCCAAGGAGGUCCUGGGUGCCACUGUCGCCAGAGCCCUGCCCCAGAGCAUGCUGAGCAUUGCGCUGGUGAAGGCGCUGUCCUGGAGUGAGCUGCGCCUGACCCUGUCCCGAGCCCUGUCCCAGGGCGAGCUGCGGGCAGAACUCGCCAAGGUCAUGCAGGGUAAAUUGGCCGAGGUGCUUAGCAAGGCUUUGACGGAGGAGGAGCGGGCAGCUCUGAGCCAGGCCUUGUGUCAGGGCGAGUUGGGCGCUCUCCUGAGCCAGUCUUGGUGUCGGGUGGCCCUGAGGACUGGAACCACCCUCCCCAAGGCCACCUCGAAAUCAACAGGAAGCGGGGUGACUAAGACGCUGGCCCCGGCGGAGGUGGCCUGCAGGAGGAGUCCGUCGGCCGCGUGGGGACCCUCCCUGGGCCCUGUGAGACCACAGACCAGCAAGGGCCCCGUGGACGCUGGUGUGGCUAGUGGCCAAUCGUGGAAACGCGUGUGGGAGUCAGCCAGGGGCGCUGCGUCCUGGGAGACCCCGCGCAACAAGGCAGUGGUGCAUCCCAGGCGGUCCGGGGAGCCGAUGGUGUCCAUGCAGGCUGCAGAGGAGAUCCGCAUCCUCGCAGUGAUCACUAUCCAGGCGGGCGUCCGUGGCUACCUGGUGCGUCGCAGGAUUCGAGUGUGGCACCGGCGGGCCACGGUCAUCCAAGCUACUUGGCGCGGCUACCGCAUGCGGCGGAACCUGGCACACCUCUGCAGAGCCACCACAAUCAUCCAGGCCGCCUGGCGCGGCUACAGCACCCGCCGGGACCAAGCCCGGCACCGGCAGAUGCUCCACCCCGUCACGUGGGUGGAGCUGGGCGGCGGGGCCGGGGUCAUGUCUGACCGAAGCUGGGUCCAGGAUGGCAGAGCCAGGACAGUAUCCGACCAUCGCUGCUUCCAGUCCUGCCGGGCAAAAGCUUGCGGCGUCUGCCACUCCCUGAGCUCCAGGAUCGGGAGCCCGCCCAGCGUGGUGAUGCUAGUGGGCUCCAGCCCUCGCACCUGUCAUACCUGCGGACGCACCCAGCCCACCCGCGUGGUGCAGGGCAUGGGCCAGGGUGCUGGGGGCCCCGGGGCAGUGUCUCGGGCCUCCGCCUACCAGCGGGCUGUCCCGAGUCCCAGGCAGCCACGUCGCAGGGACAAAGCGGCCACAGCCAUUCAGUCGGCCUGGAGAGGUUUUAAGAUCCGCCAGCAGAUGAGGCAACAGCAAAUGGCAGCGAAGAUGGUUCAAGCCACCUGGCGAGGCCACCAUACCCGGAGCUGUCUGAAGAGCACAGAGGCGCUCUUGGGACCAGCGGACCCCUGGUCCAGCUCACAGCACAUGCAUUGGGCCAGUUCACAGCACACGCAUUGGCCCGGCAUCUAGGGCCCUGGCUCCCUGCAGUGGGGACUUUGUGGGAGGCACUCGUGGCUCUCUGGGUCUGAUGAAUAAAGUCCUCCACAGCCUA
Molecule: messenger RNA, 4175 nt
Organism: Cercocebus atys (sooty mangabey)
Lineage: Eukaryota; Metazoa; Chordata; Mammalia; Primates; Cercopithecidae
Gene: IQCN
Product: KIAA1683 ortholog
Exons: 2
Coding region: 38-4093 (1351 amino acids)
Molecular function (GO): protein binding
Source: RefSeq, a predicted model, not a curated record